Molecule: messenger RNA, 1992 nt
Organism: Triticum turgidum subsp. durum (durum wheat)
Lineage: Eukaryota; Viridiplantae; Streptophyta; Magnoliopsida; Poales; Poaceae
Source: the annotation of a GenBank genome assembly
AUGGCGAGAGGUAAGCCCCACGCAGCAGUCGGUGGACCCGACCCUCACACGCUCCACGACGCCGCUGGGCUGCCGAAGGGGGGAAGAAGAAGGAGCACUGCCAAUCCAAGAACAAUCCGGAGUUGGUGUGACGACCUAGGUUGGGAGCCGAUGGCAUCGAAUUCAUCGGCAGCGGCGGCGGCGGCGUUCUUCGGGAUGAGGGAUGGGGACCAGCAAGACCAGAUGAAGCCGCUGAUAUCACAGCAGCAGCAGCAGCAGCACCACCACCAGCAGCAGCACCAGCUGGCAGCGGUGGCACUUUCCGGCGCGGGGAGCGCGGCGCCUGCCGCGUCCAGCCAGGGCGCUCCGGCGGCGGCACCACCGGCCAAGAAGAAGAGGACUCUACCCGACCCGGACGCGGAGGUGAUCGCGCUGUCGCCCAAGACGCUGAUGGCGACGAACCGGUUCGUGUGCGAGGUGUGCAACAAGGGGUUCCAGCGGGAGCAGAACCUGCAGCUGCACCGCCGCGGCCACAACCUGCCGUGGAAGCUGAAGCAGAAGAACCCGAACCAGGUGCAGCGCCGGCGCGUGUACCUGUGCCCGGAGCCGACGUGCGUCCACCACGACCCGUCCCGCGCCCUGGGCGACCUCACCGGCAUCAAGAAGCACUUCUGCCGCAAGCACGGCGAGAAGAAGUGGAAGUGCGACAAGUGCUCCAAGCGCUACGCCGUGCAGUCCGACUGGAAGGCGCACUCCAAGAUCUGCGGCACCCGCGAGUACCGCUGCGACUGCGGCACCCUCUUCUCACGGAGGGACAGCUUCAUCACCCACAGGGCCUUCUGCGACGCCCUGGCGCAGGAGAGCGCCAGGCUGCCGCCGACGAGCCUGAGCAGCCUCACCAGCCACCUCUACGGGGCUACUAACGCUGGCAACAUGGCGCUGAGCCUGUCCCAGGUGGGAUCCCACCUCAACUCCACCCUGCAGCAUGACGGUCACCACCACCACCCGUCCCCGGAGCUCCUGCGCCUCGGCGGAGCGGCUGGCGGAGGCAGCAGCAGCAUCGCCGCGCGCCUCGACCACCUCCUGUCGCCCUCUGGCGCGUCAGCGUUCCGCCCGCCUCAGCAGCAGCCCCAGUCGGCCUUCUUCCUCAACGCGGCGCCGGGGCAGGAUUUCGGGGACGAGGCGGGCAAUGGGUCACACUCCUACCUGCAGUCCAAGCCGUUCCAUGGCCUCAUGCAGCUCCCAGACCUCCAGGGCAAUGGUGCGGGAGGGCCCGCCUCUUCGGGCCAUGGCCUCUUCAACCUGGGCUUCUUCUCCAACAAUGGCAAUAGCUCGGGGUCUAGUCAUGAGCAUGCAAGCCAGGGAAUGAUGAGCAACGACCAGUUCAGCGGCGGAGCUGGCGGCGGUGGCUCUGAGGUAUCAGCAGCGGCGAUUUUCGGCGGGAACUUUGUUGGUGGUGAUCACAUUUCGCAGGCUGGGAUGUACAACGACCAGGCGCCCAUGCUGCCUCAGAUGUCUGCGACCGCACUGCUCCAGAAGGCGGCGCAGAUGGGCGCGACCUCCAGCCCCAACGGCGCGGCGUCCAUGUUCCGGGGCUUCGUGGGCUCUUCGCCGCACGGGCGACAGGGGACACCGCAGCAGCAGAUGGACCAGAACGAUGCGAACCUGAACGAGCUGAUGAACUCUCUGGCUGCUGGCGGCGGCGUCAAUGCCGCGGCGAUGUUUGGCGGCGUUAACGGCGGUCCCGCCGGGAUGUUUGAUCCAAGGAUGUGCGACAUGGAUCAGCACGAGGUGAAAUUCAGCCAGGGAGGAGGUGGUGUUGGUGGCAACGGUGGUGGUGCUGGCGGCGGCGGCGGCGACAUGACGCGGGACUUUCUUGGCGUGGGCGGAGGCGGCAUCGUGCGCGGGAUAUCGACACCGAGAGGAGACCACCAUCAGAGCAGCAGCGACAUGAGUUCCUUGGAGGCCGAGAUGAAGUCGGCUUCGUCCUUCAACGGAGGCCGGAUGCCAUGA